AGCUAUCAUUCUUUGGAUUUUUUUGGCAUUAAAGUCCUAUAUAUACAUGUACAUGAAGGCGUUCUGCUUGCCGGCUCUCUUCCUCGCAAUUUAACGGGAAAGCCGCUCACAAAACACUCCCCACAUCACCAAAGCCACAAGCAACAUAAGCAAGUCUUCUUCUGAUCCAGUGCUCCAUUCCGAUCCCAUCAGCAUCAUCAUCAUGGCUCAGCCAAUUCCAGCUCCAGCUCCAACUGUCGCACAGUUUGCCAACCCUCUUCCCGUAAUCUGCACUCAGUACUGUACACCUCAUACCGUUGAUCUGGCGGUUGUCAAAAAAGUCAUGACCAUAUCCGAUGGUAACUUUGUUGUCACAGACACCAAAGGCACCGUCAUUUUUUAUGUGAAAGAAAAAUUAUUAAUGUCCCUUCAUGAUCAUCGUGUUCUGUUUCAUGCUGAUGGAAAUCCUAUUGUCACUCUUCGAGAGAAGAUAAUGUCUGCACAUGACAGAUGGAAUGUGUAUAGGGGCAAAAGCAAAGAGCCCAAUGAUCUGAUUUUUACUGUUAAGCGAUCUUCAAUGAUUCAAAUGAGGGCAAAGUUACAUGUGUUCUUGGCAAAUAACACAAACGAAGAGUCUAAAUGGAUGGAAAAAGAUGAGGAAGAGAGAGACGAGUGUGUCUGCAGGAGGAGCAUUAAUGGCGAAGACAGGACCAUUAAAUAUUUCUCAGGGUAUCUUAAUUACCUGCCUUUAUCACUGAAAUUGUCUGUUCGUCCUCUUCACACUGCCUUCAUUGCUACCUCCAUCUGCCCCCCCAACUUCUAAGCUUACUUUUUUCUCUCCCUCUUAUCUCCUUCAACCCACUCCCCCAUAUCUCAUUUAUUGUUCUCUCCCUCUCCCUGUCUCACUCUCUCUCUGGGUCACUAAGUGCAGUAAAUACAUGUCGAGGUGAAAAUUAUAAUAUAUCAUCUUUUACAAAAUUUCACCAUAGACCCAUGAGACAAAAACUAUAGUUCCCAAGGGCCAAUAGCCGAAGUUUUGGACUUUCCAGAACCCAUGAAGGAUAAACUAUGGCAGAAGAUGCUAACGCUCGUUCUGUACCUCAUAACUGUACCUUGUUGAACUCAGAACAGAGUCGAGUUGACCCCAAGUCAAUAUGUCGUGGUGUUGCUGUGUGCAAAGAAUUUGGGUUUUAUAAUGUAGAAAUUGAGUGGGACUCGGCAUUAGUUGUUCAUUGGUUAUCUUCGAAAACUUACAAUAUUUGGUACUUAUGGGAUUUAUGGGAGACUUUGUUAGAGAAUUUGGAAGGAAUAAACUUUAAAGUUUUGCAUAUUU
Juglans regia (Persian walnut) is the source of this 1312-nucleotide messenger RNA. Its product is annotated as protein LURP-one-related 15-like. The coding region runs from base 203 to 802 and encodes 199 amino acids. The transcript has 3 exons. Lineage: Eukaryota; Viridiplantae; Streptophyta; Magnoliopsida; Fagales; Juglandaceae. The record is from RefSeq and is a predicted model, not a curated record.